AUGGCUCGUGCUAUCGACAUCGACGCUCCACUGUCUUCCGGAAUCCGUAGAUCCAAGAACUUCAAGAAGUCGCCAAUCAAGAGAGCAUCAACAGGAGGAAUCAAGAAACGUUUCAGUGGUGCUAAGCCAUCUGGAAGUGUCAGACGUCAGAGUGGAGGAAGAGUUCCACGUCGUCAAAGUGGAAGUUUCCAUAAAGAACUGAUUCCAUCGAAUGAUAACCGCGAAGUCCGUGUCAACUUGUCCAAUCUCGCCCCAUCGGUUCUCUCCGGUGACCUUCGUCAACUCUUUGCUGAAUUCAAAAUCAAGAACUGCUCCGUGAACUUCAAUGAGAAGGGAGCUGCAGCUGGAACCGGAGACAUCACUCUCUCGAAACGUCAAGCCGAUCGUCUCAUUCAAAAGUUUGCUGGAGUGGCUCUCGAUGGAAAGGAAAUGAAAUUCGCUAUUAUCGACACCACCAACAUCGCCAAUCGUGUCAAGUUCCCAUCCAAACCACAAAGAGUUCCACAAUCUGCCGGAAGACCAAGAACUGCUCAACGGACUCCAAAGAAACAAGGAAAACCAGCUGCUGGAGCUCAAAAGACUGGAGCCAAGAAGACAAAAAAACCAAAGAGAGAGGAGAAACCAAAGAAGACUGUCGAGGAAAUGGACGCGGAGAUCGACGCCUACAUGGCCCGUGCCAACUGA
This is a messenger RNA of Caenorhabditis briggsae, 684 nucleotides long. It is a transcript of the gene Cbr-aly-1, whose product is annotated as Protein CBR-ALY-1. Gene Ontology annotation, biological process: mRNA export from nucleus. NCBI's taxonomy places the organism in Eukaryota, Metazoa, Nematoda, Chromadorea, Rhabditida, Rhabditidae. The record is from RefSeq and is a predicted model, not a curated record. Gene Ontology annotation, cellular component: nucleus. The transcript is spliced from 2 exons. Bases 1 to 684 code for a protein of 227 amino acids. Gene Ontology annotation, molecular function: mRNA binding.